Paramecium sonneborni is the source of this 1041-nucleotide messenger RNA. Lineage: Eukaryota; Ciliophora; Oligohymenophorea; Peniculida; Parameciidae. The record is from the annotation of a GenBank genome assembly.
AUGUUGAAAUCAAUAAUUUUUAUAUAAAAGCAUUAACUGUUUGAUAUCGAAUAGAUGCAAAGUGCUUAAUCAAAAAGGAUUCUGACGAAAUAGAGUCCAUAAUCAAUUAAGUCCAAUAAACUUAAAUUAUCAUAUCAACAAAAGAAUGUGAAAUUGAUAAACAUUAAUGUAAAAACUAAACUUCGAUCCCGUUCUUUUCCAUAUUCAUUUAAUCUCUUUAAAUACAUCGAAACUUAAGUAUAGAAUAAGAAAUAGUCCAUUCUACACACUUAAUCCUCUUAUGGAUCAUAAAAAUACCUUCGAAAACCAAAACCUUCAAUUAUGAGUGAAAAGGACCUUGAAAAAUAAUACUAACAAUUGUCCAAAGAAUAAUUUAAAUAGAGAAGAAGAAGUUGUGAAUGUGAAUUUUGUGGACCUUUAACUAGAUUUUAGAAACAAUGCAUGAAUCAUGAAUUUAGGAUACAACAUAUAGAAAAAGAAAGAGAAUCUCCAAUGCAUAAAUUUUAAAGAUCUAUUCGCAAACAUUAAAUUUAUGUAAUGGCACCUUAUCUUUUUGCUAAAGAAAUACCUACUGAAUCAUUUGAAUCACCAAUUAUCAAAUAAAACACUAUCAAAAUUGAGAAAAAAAAUACAUAAUUACUUGAUGUUAUUAAAUAAGAAGAGGCUCUUUAAAUUAAUUCUUCCAAAAUUUUAGAUAGAACUCCAACUAAAAAACCAAGUUUUUUUGAAUCUUUUUUAGUCAAAUAAAAAGAAAUUAUCAACAGUGAAAAAAGUAAAUUAAUCAAUAAAUAGUUUUCUUCAUUAUCUUAUCAUCUUUUAUCUAGAAAUACUUAUAAAUCUAUUAAACCAUUUAAAUCCUAACUUCCUUAAAUUCAAACACAGUUAAAUAAACAAGAACUACCCCUUUUUACUGAAAGAAGUCCAUCUAAAAAAAGUGAAAAAACCAUUAAAGAACUUUACAUUAAACCAUUCAUUCAUAAAUAUUCAUCUAGAAUCAGAUUGGCCACUCUACCUGAUUUAAUUCCAAAUCAUAUCUUAUGA